CUCAUCAUUUGUAUAAAACGAGGCAUCCAGCAGAGAUCAGCUCCUGACGAAACCUUCCUGAUUCUGUCCGUCCGUCUCUCUCACUGCUGCCAUGACCUUUGUAGCUCCUCCUGGCUAUCAGCCAAUCUACGGCCCUAGAAUUCCCUAUCUGGGGCCCAUUUAUGGAGGCCUGAGGGAGGGGACGUCCAUCUACCUCCAGGGGUCCAUUCCUGAGGACAUUACCAGGUUCUUUGUCAACCUGCUCUGUGGAGAGUCAGAGUCCAGCGACAUCGCCCUCCACUUCAACCCUCGCUUCGACGGCUGGGACAAGGUGGUCUUCAACACUUGUGAGAAUGGAUCCUGGGGGUCAGAGGAGAAGAUUCGUGAUAUGCCGUUCAGCAAAGGCCAGGCCUUUGAAAUGGUCAUCAUGGUCACUUCACAAGGCUACCAGAUCAAAGUCAAUGGGAAUGACUUCUUCUCCUUCCCUCACCGUAUGCCUGCGGAAAGAGUUCGUGCAAUGCAGAUCGCAGGAGAUGUUUCCAUCCAGACGAUUAAUGUCAUAGGGGGUGGAAUGGGAGGAGGAAUGGGAGGAGGAAUGGGAGGAGGAAUGGGAGGAGGAUAUCCAGGAGGCGGCAUGGGGGGAGGAUACCCAGGUGGUCAGGGAGGAUACCCAGGUGGUCAGGGAGAAUACCCAGGUGGUCAGGGAGGAUACCCAGGUGGUCAGGGAGGAGGAAUGGGAGGAGGAAUGGGAGGAGGAUAUCCAGGAGGCGGCAUGGGGGGUGGAUAUCCAGGAGGCAUGGAAGGUGGAAUGGGGGGAGGAUUCCCAGGAUCAAACCUGCCGAGCAUGGGUGGGCAGCCAGUCUACAACCCUCCUGUGCCCUACUACGACUCAAUCCCAGGAGGGAUGUUCCCUAAGAGGACCAUCGUCAUCAGAGGCAUGGUGCCCUAUGGAGCAGACAGAAUGAGCAUCAACUUCGUGGUGACCAGAUCUCGAGACAUCGCCUUCCACAUGAACCCCAGGGUGAGGGAGGGGAUUGUGGUGAGAAACAGCAUGAUUGGAGGCAACUGGGGCCAAGAGGACAGAGAGCUCAGCUUGAACCCCUUCAUGGAGGGACAGUACUUUGAUAUGUCGAUUCGCUGUGGGAACCAGAGGUUUAAGGUGUUUGUGAAUGGGCAGCACUUGUUCGACUUCUUCCACCGCAUGCAAGGCUUCAAUGAGAUUGACAGGCUGGAGAUAGAAGGAGACGUGCAGAUCUCCUACAUCCACUUCUGAGACCACAUACACACACACAUCUAUAGGAACUAUUUCAUGUGUUUUUUUCAGUUGUUAUGUGAUCUUUCAGAAGAUAUGUCAGCCGCUGUGUUGUUAAUCUCAGGUUUUUAAACUUCCUGCUGUGUGAUCAUUAUAAUUAUACAAAAACUUACCUCAUCAACUGCUGUGUUGUUGGUUAACUGUAUUAAUAAACAUGUCACUAACACAUA
Molecule: messenger RNA, 1461 nt
Organism: Dicentrarchus labrax (European seabass)
Lineage: Eukaryota; Metazoa; Chordata; Actinopteri; Moronidae
Product: galectin-4
Exons: 14
Coding region: 92-1252 (386 amino acids)
Molecular function (GO): carbohydrate binding
Source: RefSeq, a predicted model, not a curated record